ACUGCAGGCGCCCUGCAUCCGCAAUUACAACAGCAGAUGGAUGGAGGCUCCACCCUGGUAGCAGGAGCAGCUGCAGUGGUAGGCCAGAUGUCGCCUUGCUAUCCUAGGGGGAAAAAUAAGCAUUUCAAGAAGUGGACUGAAUGGAUAGCUGAUGCAGUAAACAAAAUUAUUUUCUUGGCCAUGAAUUCCGAUCAGAAGCUUGUGUGCGCAGCUGUGAAGGCCCACAUCCGUUUCAAUGCUUUUUCUGCAGAUAAGCUCUGUACCGACAAGUUUUCUGCGAAGUCUGUCGCUGUUGUUAACCGAAGUGACCCGGGAGUCUACGCGCACCCUGCUAGUUCACAUCCACCAAUCCCAGCCAAGUAUUCAGUCCACCCGCCUAUAACGACUAAAGUGAAGUGAAUACAGCUGAGAGACAACGUAAUUUAACCCUCGCCCCUCUACGGACUGUUUGGUGUUGUAAGGUCGAGGCGUUCAGUGUUGUUCAAGUUUCUCCGCUGGUCACGUGAAUGAACUUUGCCUUUGAUUUAGAAAAUAAUAGAAGAAACUUGACAUAUAUCUGAUUGAUUCGCAGCGUACAAUAAGCAAAGUUGAUUAAACAGACACUAAAACGCACGAGAACAGAGUGCUCCUCCACAAGUCCUUCGCUCCUCGACCGUCAGCUUACAAGAUGGAACGCCGGCAGUGGCUCAUCCUGUGUGGCACUUUCGGUGGCUGCGUCGUACUCGUCAUCGUCGCAGUUUCCGCCAUGUCAUACCUAGGAAUCGUGUGAAUGAAGAAGACCUAAGGGUUUCGUCUUCAUGGAGGAGGCACCAGAGGACGAGGACGACGGGGUGGAUGCGCGGCCGUCGAGUGUUUGCUUUGAUGCUCCGGUUUCUGAUUCAAGGCCUUAGUGCGGGAG
This is a messenger RNA of Penaeus monodon (black tiger shrimp), 898 nucleotides long. RefSeq lists its product as uncharacterized. The transcript has 3 exons. The coding region runs from base 37 to 399 and encodes 120 amino acids. Lineage: Eukaryota; Metazoa; Arthropoda; Malacostraca; Decapoda; Penaeidae. The record is from RefSeq and is a predicted model, not a curated record.